This is a messenger RNA of Spathaspora passalidarum NRRL Y-27907, 2070 nucleotides long. RefSeq lists its product as uncharacterized. The record is from RefSeq and is a predicted model, not a curated record. Gene Ontology annotation, cellular component: nucleolus. The coding region runs from base 1 to 2070 and encodes 689 amino acids. The transcript has a single exon. Gene Ontology annotation, biological process: regulation of translation. Gene Ontology annotation, molecular function: mRNA binding. Lineage: Eukaryota; Fungi; Ascomycota; Pichiomycetes; Serinales; Debaryomycetaceae.
AUGGCUGUCAAAUCUAAAGGAAUCAAGAGAGCCGCUGAGUCUUUCGAAAAGUCGGGCAAGAAAUCAAAAGUCGCUAAAAAGCUUCCUUCCCCUCCAUCUGAAUCCGAACCAGAAGAAGAAUCUGGUUCUGAAAGUGAUAUUUCUAUUUCUUCUGAAGAAGACGAAUUAGAUGAAUUAGAUGAUGUCGAAGAACAAAACGGUGAAGAAGAAGAAAGUGAUGACGAUGAAGACGAAGAUGAGGACGACGAAUUAGACGAAUUAGAUGAAGGUGAAGAUGAAGACAACGAAGACGAUUCAGAAACUAAAGAACCAAAGGAAGUUGAUCCAAACAAGAAGUCAUCUAAAGAACAACAUGCCGAACAAAGAAAGUUGUUAGCCGAACGUAAAUUACAAAGAAAGUCAGGUGCCGAAGUUCAACAAAUUAAGAACUUGUGGGAAAAGUUGAGAGUCACAAAACCUACUCCUCCCAAGGAAGUCCGUGAUAAAUUAUGUAAUGAAGUUUGGGAAUUAUCUAAAGAUGUCAUUACUGAUUUAGUCAUGAAACACGAUGCUUCUCGUAUUGUUCAAACUUUGGUCAAAUAUUCCAGCAAGGAAAGAAGAGAUAAGAUUGUUCAAGCAUUAAAGGGAAACUUCUACGUUUUAGCAACUUCUGCAUACGGGAAAUAUUUAUUGAUUAAACUCUUGCAUUAUGGAUCUAAAGAAUCAAAGGCAUUAAUUGUUGAUGAAUUGCACGGUAAAUUACGUAAAUUAAUGAGACACAGAGAAGGUGCUUAUGUGGUUGAAGAUUUGUUUGUCUUGUAUUCCACUGCUGAACAAAAGCAACAAAUGAUUAGAGAAUUCUGGGGUUCUGAAUAUGCUGUUUUCAGAGACUCAGGAAAAGGUAAGACCGUUUUGGAAGUGGUUAAGGAACUGUCUGAAAAGAAACAAUUGAUAAUGGCAAACUUAUACGGUACAAUCAAGGCAUCUGUUGAAAAGGGUUCUACUGGGUUCCAAAUCUUACAUGCAGCCAUGAAAGAAUACGUUUCAAUAUUAGUUGAUGAUAUUGAAGCCAAUGACUCCCAAAUUAGAGAAUUCAUAGACUUGUUGGCUGAACAAUUUGCAGAAUUAGUCCAUACACAAGAAGGUUCUGAAGUUGCAUGUAAAUUAAUCGCCGUGGCCAAUGCCAAGGAACGUAAGAUUAUCAUCAGAAGUUUGAAAUCACACAUUAAUGAGUUGAUCAAGAAUGAAUAUGGUAACUUGGUAUUGAUUACUUUGUUUAUGACUGUUGAUGAUACUGUUUUACUUCACAAGUCCUUUAUUGUUGAAGUUGUUACCAAUGAAUUGAUGCCUGAAUUGAUUCAAGACAAAUUCUCAAGAAGACCAUUCUUAUACUUGUUAAAGGGAUUGGAUGGAAAGUAUUUCUCACCUUUAGUGAAGAAUUCCUUAACCCAAUACGAACAAUUAGCUUAUAAGAAGACUUCCAAGAAGGAACAAGAAACCAGAAGAGGUGAAUUGUUAAGCAGAGCUAUCGAAUUGAUGUACAAAAGCAUUUUAUCGACCACCAAAGCUGAUGACCCAGAAAAGUCAUUCAGUAAAUUGAUGUCUGUUAAUAUGGCUGCUCAGUUCAUUACCGAAUUGAUUCUUACUACCACUAACGUUGAAAAUGUCAAUGAAACCUUGCGUCUACAAUUAGUCGAGGCUGUUUUCGAAGUAGCUGUAAAGGGAGACGUCCUUGAAGAUUUCCACUUGCUUAACAAAUCUCCAUUCAUUUCAAGAUCCUUGAAGGCAUUGAUUCAAGGAAAUGAGUUCAAAUGGGACAGCGAAGCCAAGAAAUUAGUUCACAAUGAUGGUGACAAGAUUCCAGGUGUUGGUUCUGAAUUCGCUGAAACUAUUGCCGAACACAUAUCAAGUAAUGAUGUCUUGGUUAAUUGGACCAAGGGUCAAGCUGCUUUCGUAUUGAUUUCUGUCCUUGAAGUAUUACAAUUAGCUGACGCUUCCAAGUUCAAGGAAUUGCAAAAGCAAUUAAAGAAAAACAAGAAACAAUUAUCUAAAGAAGAUAAAGGUGCUAAACUCUUAUUGAAUCUUCUUUAA